This is a messenger RNA of Paramecium pentaurelia, 236 nucleotides long. NCBI's taxonomy places the organism in Eukaryota, Ciliophora, Oligohymenophorea, Peniculida, Parameciidae. The record is from the annotation of a GenBank genome assembly.
AUGUUUAUCCAUUAUCAUGUGGAUAUUUGCAAUCAAGCCAAUCAGUCGUAAAUCCNUCCAAUAUAAGAAGCUGAAGCAGGAUUUCUAACUGUAAUUAAUAUCCAAUAUUAAUUAUAUAGGAUUAUUGUAGAGAAAAUCCUGCAACUGCUGAAACUGCAAGAUAAUAAUAUAAAACCAGAGUUGAAAAACAUAAACAACAAAAGUAAAAUAUGGAUAAAAUGUUUGGAGAUGCAUGA